AUGGAGAUGGACGACAUGGGCGGAAUGGACAUGGGCGGUGGCGGCGACUUCAUGACCAUGCCCGAGUGCUAUGCCACUGACGAUGCCUUCCUUCAGUCGCUGGCCCUCUGCAUUCACCAGCGCUGUCCCAACGACCCCAAUGAAUAUAACCUCAAGGACUGGCAAAUUGAAAAAUGGUGGGCUAUGAAUGUUGUUGGCAGUGCUGCUGUCCAGCCAGACCCUAAGGAGUCAUAUGCAGAGGCAUUGGCCAAGGUGACCACUCUGCCAACGGAAACCCUAGUGGCUGGUGAUGUCCUGAAUCGAACAAUGUUGGUGUCUAUCGAAGAUUAUCAACCAAACUGGAACGCCAAUACGAUAUUCGAGCACAUCGAGAUCCUGCACGAGCGUUACGGACUAGUGGUCUUCCUUUCUGGAGUCGUUAUUCCCGUCGGCUUCUCACUCCUUCGUUUCCUCCCUUUCCCAGGCCGUUGGGUCACCCUCUUCAACGCUUGGGUAAUCGACCCUCCUGCGAUUGGGCGACAUCACAAAGUGCCCAUAUUGUGGGGACUGACCAAUAUGCCAACUCGAGGACAGGCCCUGUUCAUCGCGUACCUGACGAUUGUCAAUCUCCUUCUCUGCGCCACCGGGUACUCUUCCAGACAACCAAAUAGCUGGUGGCUCAACGAUCGAGACCGCGAGAUCCUGACCUUUGUGACCAACCGAACCGGGGUGCUCAGUUUUGCCAAUAUUCCCCUCCUCAUUCUAUACGCCGGCCGAAACAACGUCCUGCUGUGGCUGACUAAAUGGAGCCACGAUACCUUCAUGUUAUUGCACCGCUAUGUCGCAGGCAUCGCCACUCUCCAGGCUAUUGUGCACUCUCUCAUCUACCUCUACAUCUACAAUGUGGACGGCGAGCACUCCAGCGAAAGCAAGCUUCCAUAUUGGUACUGGGGAGCCAUUGCCACCAUAGGCAUGUCGAUUUUGCUUCCGAUGUCGAUCUUGCCGCUCCGUCGGAUGCUAUAUGAGGCUUUUCUCUUAUGGCACAUUGCCGUCUCUGUCUUAGUUGUCGUAGGAUGCUACCUGCACAUCUAUGAUCGUUUCGGUCAUCAAUGGGGCUACGAAGUUUGGAUUUAUGUCGCAAUUGCUGUUUGGGUAUUCGAUCGUCUCCUCCGGGUCGGCCGGUUUGUUCGUGCUGGUCUUCGAUAUGCAAAGGUUACCAUUAUCGACGAUGACUAUGUCCGCGUCGACAUUGAAGGUGUCGGUGGCAACGGCCAUGCUUACCUUUACUUCCCCACGCUGACUUGGCGGGUGUGGGAGAACCAUCCAUUCUCGGUCGCAUCGACCAUCCUCAAUACCUCCCGCGAACCAUCCGCGUCGAAGACGAAUGUGAAACCCUUGAUGGCCGAUGUUGAGAAGGAUGGCGGCAUCUCGACGGCGGGCGCCGCCCUCAGCUCCGAUCAUUCUAGUGAUGGAGAAUUGGACGAGCACCAGCCCCAAUCGCCUAAAUUGGCCAUGACUUUUCUCCUCCGCACCCGCGGCGGUCUCACCUCGAGCCUGCGCUCACAAUGCCGAAUCCCAGUGCUCGUCGAGCCCGGGUACGGACACCCCUCCGAUCUCUCAGACUAUCCAACGCUGAUCUGCGUCGCCGGCGGCGUCGGGAUCACCACGGUCCUACCACUCCUGCGCAGCCACCCAGGCCGGACCAAGCUUCUGUGGGGGAUGCGCUCUCCGUCCCUCGCCGAAGCUAUGGAGCCCCAGUUGGCAGGAGUUGAGAAACAAAUCUUCGUCGGCAAGCGCAUGAACGUACGCGAAGAACUCGAGCGAGAUCUGGGCGCUUCUCCCGUCGUGGGAAACGCUUGUGCCGUCGCCGUCGUCGUGAGCGGCCCAGACGGGAUGGCAGACGACGUGAGGAAUGCGGUGUGCGAGAUUGCCAGAAGGAAGAAGGGUCUCAAGGUCAAGCUGGUCGAGGACUCUUUUUCGUGGUAG
This is a messenger RNA of Fonsecaea nubica, 1965 nucleotides long. RefSeq lists its product as hypothetical. The record is from RefSeq and is a predicted model, not a curated record. The transcript has 2 exons. Gene Ontology annotation, molecular function: ferric-chelate reductase activity. Bases 1 to 1965 code for a protein of 654 amino acids. Gene Ontology annotation, cellular component: plasma membrane. Gene Ontology annotation, biological process: copper ion import; intracellular iron ion homeostasis; iron ion transport. Lineage: Eukaryota; Fungi; Ascomycota; Eurotiomycetes; Chaetothyriales; Herpotrichiellaceae.